Erpetoichthys calabaricus (reedfish) is the source of this 1422-nucleotide messenger RNA. RefSeq names its product myocilin (gene myoc). Gene Ontology annotation, biological process: signal transduction; osteoblast differentiation. Lineage: Eukaryota; Metazoa; Chordata; Cladistia; Polypteriformes; Polypteridae. Gene Ontology annotation, cellular component: Golgi apparatus. The record is from RefSeq and is a predicted model, not a curated record.
AUGCGUCACUUGUGGGCCGCUCCCGCCCCUCGUCGCCCUAUAAACUGCUGCGCCAUCGGCCCACGCACAACUUACACCAGGAUGGAUGUCCAGCUUCUGCUCCUCUGUGUGUCCUGCCUACUGGGGGCCUGUGUGGGCAACACGGCCACCCUGCACCAGGCCAACAAGAAUGGCCAAUGCCUUUACACCUUCACCGUGCCCGGUCCUGUCGAAGGCAGCUGUCCACAGGCGGCGGGGGAACCGGAGAUCGAGGCCAUCAAGAACCGCCUCAGCCUCGUGGAGGCGCUGCUCAGCCGUGUCCUCCAGGGGACCCCAACAGCCAGCCAGGUGAGCCUGGAGCGGGAGAUGGCACGUCUGCAGGAGGAGAACAGGCACCUAAGGCGAACCAGUGCCACCACAGAGCUGGCAGCACAGGUGAGUGGCGGGCAGGGUGCCGUGUCAGGGCAGGAUGCUUCUUGGCUGCCUCCUCACUUUUUGACAUCCCCUUUGUCUGGCGCAGACGACACCCGUUUCUGGGAUCUUCGGGGCUCCAGUUUCAUGGAACUCAAGUCUGAGGUGACAGAGGUGCCCGCCUCCCAGAUGCAGACUCCACCCGCCAGUCCGCUAGAUUCAGGCUGUGGGGAUCUCGUGUGGAUUGGGGAGCCAGUCAGCCACAGAAAGGCAGACGGCAUCGCUGGCAAGUAUGGGGUGUGGAUGAGAGACCCCCAGCCGAUGCCCCCCUACACAGCCGAGACCGUGUGGCGAGCGGACACCGUGGGCAGCGACGUGCGUCAGUUCUUCUGUUACGAGAAUGGAGAGCAGUUUGCAAGGGGAUUUCCCAGCCGAGUGCUGGUCCUGCCCGAGGCGAUGGAGAGCACGGGGGCCGUGGUGUACGGGGGCUCGCUCUACUACCAGCGGCGCAAGUCUCGCACCCUCAUCCGCUACGACCUCAACAGCGAGAGCAUCGCCGCCCGCCGAGAGCUACCCCACGCCGGCUUUCACGGCCAGUACCCCUACUCGUGGGGCGGCUACACCGACAUCGACCUGGCCGUUGACGAGAGUGGCCUGUGGGCCAUCUACAGCACCAGCAAGGCCAGGGGGGCCAUCGUUCUGUCCCAGCUCGACCCGGCCAGCCUAGAGGUGCGGCGGACCCUGCAGACCAACAUCCGCAAGCAGGCCGUGGCCAACGCCUUCCUGGUGUGCGGCACGCUCUACACGCUGGCCAGCUAUGGCACUGCCAACUCCACCAUCAACUACGGCUUCAGCACGGUGGAGGCGGUGGGACGGCCACUGCACAUCCCCUUCCAGAACCGCUUCGGCUAUACGAGUACGGUGGAUUACAACCCCGCCGAGAGAAGACUGUUUGCCUGGGACAACUACCACAUGGUGACCUAUGAGGUGCGGCUGAGCCCCAGCCGGGGGCAGUGACGGGGGGGCAGGCGG